Ceutorhynchus assimilis (cabbage seed weevil) is the source of this 1525-nucleotide messenger RNA. NCBI's taxonomy places the organism in Eukaryota, Metazoa, Arthropoda, Insecta, Coleoptera, Curculionidae. The record is from the annotation of a GenBank genome assembly.
UUGCCUUAUUUCGUUGUCAGAUGCAUGACUCAUUUUUCUAGAAUUGAGGCAUGUCAGUUUUCAUGGAAUUUUCCGGUGUUUUGAGUUUGAGAAACUGACAAGCAGAGACUGUCAUUGGCAGAGAGAUUUCAGAAUUCAGAAGAAAUUAGUUAAUUGUUGCAGAAAAACAAGGAAUUGCAAUUAUUGUGAAAUCCCUAUUUUGUUGAUUUUGUAAAUUGUUCCUAGUUACCGGGAACUGAACAGAACAACGAUCCAUCAGGAUGUCCUACAACUACAAUCAAGGGCCACAAGGUUAUGGUGCUCCACCACCAGGAGCCUACCCACCGCCACCUCAAAGUGGAUACCCUGGUGGGUAUCCGCCUCCAGGCGGUUAUCCACCACAAGGGGGCUACCCACCACAGAGCGGAUACCCUUCAGCCCCUGCGCCAGGCUUCAACGCGCCACCCUACAGCGAUCCGUACGCGGGGGCCAACCAAGGUGAAGCAUUACCCUUCAAUUCUAGCACACAUGGAUAUGGAGGCUACAACGCCGAUCCAGAAGACCCCGAAGUAAAAGGCUUCGAUUUCUCAGACCAAUCCAUCCGCAAAGGAUUCAUCCGUAAAGUAUACUCGAUUUUGAUGGUACAACUAGCCAUCACCAUGGGUUUCAUCGGGCUCUUGUGCUACGAACCAACCACCAGAGAAUUCGUCCGUCGAACUCCGAGCUUAUUCAUUGUGGCUCUGAUCGUUAUGAUUGUGGCCAUGAUUACUUUGGCUUGCUGCGGCGAAGUCAGACGCAAGGCCCCUAUGAAUUACAUCGUGCUGUUUAUUUUCACUAUUGCAGAAGGCUUUUUGUUGGGAGUGAGUGCUGGAAGCUACAAGCAAGAUGCUGUAAUAUUAGCUGUCGGGAUAACGGCCGUAGUUUGUUUGGCUUUGACCAUAUUCGCCUUUCAAACUAAGUACGAUUUUACCAUGAUGGGUGGCGUUUUGUUGGUGGCCGUUAUUAUUCUUUUGGUAUUUGGUAUCGUUGCCAUGUUUUGGCAUAAUAAAAUUGUCCAGUUGGUUUAUGCUUCGCUUGGAGCAUUGAUUUUCUCGAUCUAUUUGGUAUACGAUACCCAAUUGAUGAUGGGCGGUAAACAUAAAUACAGCAUUUCGCCUGAGGAAUAUGUUUUUGCCGCUUUGAAUUUGUAUCUGGAUAUUAUCAAUAUCUUUAUGUAUAUUUUGGCUAUUAUUGGAAGUGCUCGCGAUUAAGAAGUUUCUUGUUUUUAUUUAAUAUUUUAGAGUAGGUUAUAGAGAAUAUGUAUUUUUUUUUGUGAUGGCCAGACUGUCGCACCUGAUAAUACAGAGCAAUUUGAGAGAUGUCAGUUUGGAUUUUGUAAAUUUAUUCUUUCUUUUCAGUAUUUCGGGUGCGGAAUACAAUAUUUCUUUGAUGAAAGGGACUUAUCUUGUGUUUUUUUUUUAUUUAAGAAAUUAUGCUUACAGGUAUUUAAUUUUUUUCAUUAGGUUACAUUGUUAUUAAUCUAGUUUGUAAAAUAAAGUUUUUUUUU